UUUGAUGGCGGGUUGAUCUGCUCGAGUCCCGUGCCGUCGGCCUCCUCAUCAGACGUCGCUCCUUCUUCUCAGAUCUGCCCUAUUAUCAUCUCCCUCCCCACAGCAUCCCGAGGAUGUAGUAGAUGCCAGGAAAAUAAAAUAGCGACCAGUGAGCCAAUGCUAACCUUGGAGAUAUGUAGCUAUUGGCGUCCACGGCAGAAGGGUCUCUAGGUGAUGACGUCACUGCCAGUGGGCGGGGCCUUAGGUCUUGCCCUCUUAUUGACCCUUUUUGCUGUAGCGACCACUGUUACCAACAUAAACGGAGAAUGGAGCCCCUGGUCGAACAUGGCGACGCCCUGCACCAAGUCCUGCGGAGGGGGCGUCAACCUGAAAGUUCGCUCCUGCACAAACCCCUCCCCUCAAGGAAGCGGACAGCUUUGCCUCAAGAUGGACCUUGUCAGCCGGGCUGAUAAGGAGUGGAAGUCCUUUGACUGCAAUACGCAGAGCUGUUGGGGGCUGGUGUGGGGUAACUGGGGCAACUGUUCUGUGCACUGCGGGAAGGGCGUCCGCACCAGGUACUCGAUGUGCGGAACUGACGUCUGCAACGGAACUAUGGCCAAGUCACAGAGUGAACCCUGCAACGACUGGAACAAGACUGCCUGCCCGAGUCCAUGCGAGGACAUGACCUGCCCCCAGUUUGGCGUCUGCCAAGACAAAUCAACAGUGCAGGAGCCUAUUGCAAUCUGCGUCUGCACGAUGGGGUAUGAAAUGAAUCCGGACAAAACCUCUUGCAUUCGACCACCCCCCACCACCCCCACCCCAAGGCCCAUACCAACCUUGGCGCCGGAGCAGAAGGUGGUGGCGACGGUGAUCUCCAAAUCAGCCUCCACCCUCAUCAUCAUCAUGGUCAGCAUCACUCUGGGGCUGUUCCUCUUCCUCAGAGUCUUCACGACGGACAGAGUCAUUCAGAUGAACAUGGAGAUCGCUCUCCUGCUGGCCCACAUCCUGCUCAUCCUCCCAGGCAAUGUCAACAAGAUUCCAGUAGCCUGUACGGUCAUAUCCAUCCUGGUCCACUUCUUCUUCACCGCCUGCUUCAUGUUCAUGCUGCUGGAGGCCCUCCACAUGUACUCCCUUGUGGCCUACGUAGUCAAGAAGGACGGGAUGUUCUCCAAGGCCCAAAACGUCCUGGUGGGGUGGGGCAUGGCCGCUUUCGUCGUCUUGGUCUGUAUGGCCUUCCAGCUAGACAACUACGGGGGAGACUAUCACUGCUGGCUGAGGAUGGACACGCCCCUGGUGUACGGACACUUUAUACCGAUCAUUAUCAUCAUCAUAUUGACCUUUGCUCUGAUAGAAGCCGCAGGCGCUGUCAGUUACAAGCCGUUAACGGGAAUGGACAGAACUCAACUCCUGAGCGCGAAGAUCUCCCAGCGAACGAACCUCAUCAUCAUGCCCUUGGUGUUCUCUCAUUGGAUGGUUGGGAUGUUGUCCGAAUACGAGCAAAAUCUGCCCCUGUACGGAACGUUCUCCAUCCUCAAUGGCGUCACAGGGGUUGCUGUGUUCCUCCUUCACAGCUCUAACAACCAGCAGGUUCGAGAAAAACUACGAGGCUGCUACAGAUCGAUGUGCAAAGGAUCUGCCGUGAGCAGAUAAGAAGAUGGCAACAAGAAGAAGUAAGAGAGAAAGAAUGAAAAAAAAAAAACAAUGGAAAUCUUUAGACUGCUAAAGCCAUGACAGUCUGCUAAUGCAUGCCUCUGAAAGAGGGCAACACCUUCGAGAGAAAUUUCCACUGCACCCAGAUCAUCUGACUUUUUUCUUUUUUUAAGGAAUAUGAAGGAGAAGUAGGAGGAGAAGAAGGAUUGGGAAUAAGAUUCGGCUGGAAAUAAUGUUGAGGAAACAGAAAAUAUAGGAAAUAGCACAUAGCUACUCAUGUAGAUCACAGUAGAAACAAUACGUUUGCUAUCUUGAUAGAUCACUUGUGAAAUCAUAUUUACAUAUAUAUAUAUAUAU
This is a messenger RNA of Macrobrachium nipponense, 1986 nucleotides long. RefSeq names its product adhesion G-protein coupled receptor D1-like. Gene Ontology annotation, biological process: cell surface receptor signaling pathway; adenylate cyclase-activating G protein-coupled receptor signaling pathway. The transcript has 10 exons. Lineage: Eukaryota; Metazoa; Arthropoda; Malacostraca; Decapoda; Palaemonidae. The coding region runs from base 214 to 1629 and encodes 471 amino acids. The record is from RefSeq and is a predicted model, not a curated record. Gene Ontology annotation, molecular function: G protein-coupled receptor activity. Gene Ontology annotation, cellular component: plasma membrane.